Messenger RNA from Rotaria sp. Silwood1, 1323 nucleotides. NCBI's taxonomy places the organism in Eukaryota, Metazoa, Rotifera, Eurotatoria, Philodinida, Philodinidae. The record is from the annotation of a GenBank genome assembly.
AUGUUUUCAAAUCUCCGACAAGAUAUUCACGAAAUUCUAUUCAAACGUCGGCUUCGUGAACUUGAAAAUUUCAGCACAAAAGGAUUUGCUAUUCUUGAACGUGAUAUAACAAUCUGUUUUCUAUUAAUAAUUUUACAUUUUAUAAGUAUUAUUAUACCAGUAGUAACAAUGAUUGUUCAAAGUAUAUUUGUUCAAAAACUUUUAUAUUGGUUAUUUAAUAUAAUAUCACCAAGUAUAAAUGCACAAGUUAUAGUAACAUACAUUUUAGCACGAAAGAGUAAGCUUUGUAGAUUUAUUACUGAUCCAUUCGGUUUAACUGACUUUGGACUGUCACUUUUUAAAGCAAUUGGUAAUGAUACAAUUGGAUGGAAUGUUUGGUUAUUACAAUUUUCGUUUUCAUCUUUAUAUAAAUCAAAUUUUGAUGAAAAUAAAUGUGAUGAUAAUGCUUUAGUUGAACGUCAUCGAAUAUUGAAGCAUCGUAGAAAACCAUUUGAAGAUGAAGAACAUGCUGACCAUUUAACAGUUAAUAAUCUUGUUAAAUAUUAUCCAAUACGUAAAGUUUUAGAUGUUAAUCAUUUAACAUUUGGUGCUCAACGUAGUGAAGCAUUUGGUUUACUUGGCUAUAAUGUAAGCACAGCUUAUAUCGAUGGACAAACUGUUUAUCGUCGACUAAGAUCAACACGUCAUUUAGGUUAUUGUCCACAAGAAAAUUGUAGUAUGGAUGUUCUAACUGUUCAAAAUAGUCUUUAUUUAUUAGCACGUAUACGUGGUGUUGAAGCAUCACGUAUAAACUCUAUUGUUGAAAAUAUGAGUUCAUUAUUUUUACUUGAUUCAUUUUUAAAUAAUGAUAUACAUGAAUUAUGUGAUGGACCUCCACUAGUUGUUAUUCUUGAUAAACCAACAGCCGAUGUCGAUCGAAAUGCUCGACAACAAAUGCAAAAAAUAUUUUUUCAUCAAAUGAAUCAAAAUAUUCUUUCUGUUUUUCUGAAUUCUAGUGAACGUAUUUGUAAUCGUCUUGGCAUGAUGGUUAAUGGUUAUACAGUUGAAAUAAAAAUUCGUUCAAGUAUCGAUGAUAUAAAUCCAACAACCAUACGAAAUGUUCAAUCAUUUUUAUUAUCUCAAAAACAAUAUCAUGUUGAAGUUAAAGAGACAACACAUUCAACUGGUUUAUUUCAAAUUGAACAUAGUACACCAGCUGAAUUGUUUCAAUUACUUGAAGAAAAUAAGCAAAGAUUAAAUAUUGAAACAUACAUUAUAUCACAAACAACACUUGAACAGAUAUUUUUAUUAUUUGGAAAACAAAUUCGUGCGACUACUCUGUAA